Messenger RNA from Letharia columbiana, 1305 nucleotides. RefSeq lists its product as uncharacterized. The transcript has 5 exons. Gene Ontology annotation, biological process: protein geranylgeranylation. Gene Ontology annotation, molecular function: CAAX-protein geranylgeranyltransferase activity. The record is from RefSeq and is a predicted model, not a curated record. NCBI's taxonomy places the organism in Eukaryota, Fungi, Ascomycota, Lecanoromycetes, Lecanorales, Parmeliaceae. Bases 1 to 1305 code for a protein of 434 amino acids. Gene Ontology annotation, cellular component: CAAX-protein geranylgeranyltransferase complex.
AUGCCCGCCUCCAUCACCCAUGCCUCCCUGAACAAAGAAAAGCACGUCAAAUACUGGCUCCGCUGCCUGAAAACCUACCUCCCAAACGCUUACACCUCCAAUGAAGCACAGCGCAUGAGCUUGGCCUUCUUCAUUCUCUCCGCCCUCGAUAUCCUCGGCGCACUCCACACCAAAACCACUGCCUCCGAGCGCGCAGGAUACGCGAAUUGGAUACUACGUUGUCAGCACCCUGAUGGAGGCUUCAGAGGGUUUACGGGUACGAUGACAGGGGAUGAGAACAGGAACGAAUGGGAUGCGGCGAACCUGGCUGCUACGUAUUUUGCGUGCGCGUCAUUGGCGGUGCUAGGGGAUGGUAUGGAGAGGGUGAGGAGGAGAGAGUGUUUGGAGUGGGUGAGGAGGUUGCAGAGAGCGAAUGGGAGCUUUGGGGAGGGGAUAGGAAAAGAAGGCGUGGUGGAAGGGGCUGAGGACAUGAGGUUUUGUUACGUGGCUGCAGUGACGAGGUGGUUCCUGAGGAGGGGAGAGGAUAUGGAAAAGGUGGAGGACAUCGACGUUGAGGGGUUGGUAAAGUGGAUUGAAGCUUCCGUGACUUACGAAGGAGGCAUUGCGCAGGGCCCGUUCCAUGAGGCACAUGCUGGGUAUACGUACUCUGGCGUCGGUGCACUAAUGGUACUUGGCAAGCUGCCACGGCGUACGAGCGAUUCAAAGGACGAGGGGAGGAUGAGCGCAGAGUUCGUGGAGAGCGUGACCAAAUGGCUCGUGUUGCGGCAAACGCUGAUGCUGCACGAAGAGGAUGAACUCCCAAUGGCAGACGAGGAGCCACCCGAUACGACGCCGGAAUCCUUCCCUCCUACCUUUCAUGUCCAAGGGGCCUUCCCCGUGUCGGUCGCAGACGCAAUUCUUCCAAACGGUCUAAUCGAGAUGUCACAACACGACCUUCAGUGGGCUGGGUUCAACGGUCGAUGCAAUAAGGUAGCUGAUACAUGCUACGCUUUCUGGGUUGGAGGAACAUUGGGGAUGCUGAACAGAGAACAUUUGCAAGACUUCAACGCCAUUCGCCACUAUCUGCUAGACAAGACGCAACAUAUGAUCGGCGGUUUUGGUAAACUGCCUGGUGAUGUCCCUGACAUCCUGCACUCAAAUCUCGGUCUCGCAGCCCUGGCGAUCAUGCAUGACCCAGAUCUGAAAAGUAUAGAUCCGACGCUAUGCAUCAGCCUCAGUGCGAAAGAGAACUUUGAAAAAAGCUUCCCUUCUCAGCAAGCACGCGGCAAUCUUCAUGGUUCAAAUACAGCCGAAAGCAUGCAUUGA